AUGAAGCCCGGUGCUUGGUUCGAGGCGCAGGAGGCUGAGUUGAUAUUCACCCCCGACGCGAAUACUCCUAAGCCUAAUCCUGAGAUGCAAGCGUUGAGUGAUGACGUUAUAGAAGCGGCUGGUAAGGUCGGUGUUGAUAUUAGGCAAGCUCAUGGCUGGCAGCAAUCUAUCGAGGAUGUCGGCUUCAUUAAUCACAAGAUGGUGCAUCUGCGUUGGCCACUUGGGCAGUGGCAUCAAGACCCCAAAUGGAAGGCUGUCGGACGCAUGAAUCAGCUGAAUAUGCUCAAUGGCAUUGAAGGGUUGACUCUGGCAUACCUCGUGAGGCUGCGAGGCGAUGAUCCCGAAGCUGUAAGGCAGCGGCUCGAAAGAGUGAGAGCUGAGAUGCGGGACAAGGAUGUCUGGCAGUUCAUGGACUUAUACAUACACAUUGCCCAGAAUCCACAUUGA
Molecule: messenger RNA, 447 nt
Organism: Recurvomyces mirabilis
Lineage: Eukaryota; Fungi; Ascomycota; Dothideomycetes; Mycosphaerellales; Teratosphaeriaceae
Exons: 2
Coding region: 1-447 (148 amino acids)
Source: RefSeq, a predicted model, not a curated record